AUGGACGUGACGGGCAUCCUCGAGCAGUCCAGCCAGCGACAGAAGGCCAUCGCCGUCGAGCGUGAGAUCCCCGUCGACAUCGACCUGGGCUUGCUUGCAGUCUUUGACCCCAACCCUAUCGACCUCGACACUUACCAGAACGACAAGGAGCGCGCUCUGCUCGACCAUGCGCGAGACGGCAUCCAGCUCCUCGUCAACGACAUCUGGAGCCAGCCCACCCGCGUCGUCGACGACGGAGUGAUCGCAGACUUGCCGCCCAUCUCGACCGCCCUUCCUCGCGAGAAGCCCGCUCGUGCUGACCUUGAGAACGUGUGCCAGCUGCCGAAACCCGCUGCGAUGACCAAGUGGCAGGCGUUCGCCAAAGCCAAGGGCAUCGCGCCCAAGGCCAAGAAGGACAAGAUGGUCUACGACGAGGAGAAGCAGGAGUGGGUGCCGCGGUGGGGCUUCAAGGGGAAGAACAGGGAUGCGGAGGGACAGUGGUUGCACGAGGUCAAGCCUACCGCCGACACCGACUUCGACCCUCGCGCCGCCGCCCGCUCCGAACGCAAAGCCCGCUGGCUCAAGAACGAAUCUCAGCGCCUCGCGAACCUACAACGCGCAGCCGCGAACGCAGCGAAGCAGACGCAGCAGUCGGCGACGAAGCAGACUGAGCGCGAGAAGCGCAAGGGCGAGUUGGAACGCACGUUGAGGAGUACGAAGCGGAGUACGGCGAGUUUGGGACGGUUUGACGACAAGUUGCAGGGUGAGGGGAGGGAGAAGAACGUCAAGCGCAAGUUCGACGCAAACGAAGUCUCGUCGUCUGCGGAACGGAACAAGGCCCUCUCGAUCCUCUCGUCCAUCGGCGCGACGCCCUCGAACAAGCGCGCCAAGGUCUCCGACGACGCUCCCAACGCUCGCCAGCAGACCAAGGGUCUUGUCAACGAGCGCAAGGCGAUCAAGAGCUUGACGGGUGGGCGGGGAGUCGUCGGGAUGGACAAGAGGGGCGGCAAGGGAGGCAAGAGGGGCGGGAGGAAGUGA
Molecule: messenger RNA, 1017 nt
Organism: Rhodotorula toruloides NP11
Lineage: Eukaryota; Fungi; Basidiomycota; Microbotryomycetes; Sporidiobolales; Sporidiobolaceae
Product: ribosomal biogenesis regulatory protein
Exons: 6
Coding region: 1-1017 (338 amino acids)
Biological process (GO): ribosomal large subunit biogenesis; ribosome biogenesis; endonucleolytic cleavage in ITS1 to separate SSU-rRNA from 5.8S rRNA and LSU-rRNA from tricistronic rRNA transcript (SSU-rRNA, 5.8S rRNA, LSU-rRNA)
Cellular component (GO): nucleolus; preribosome, large subunit precursor; nucleus
Molecular function (GO): protein binding
Source: RefSeq, a predicted model, not a curated record